Messenger RNA from Theobroma cacao (cacao), 1952 nucleotides. The record is from RefSeq and is a predicted model, not a curated record. Lineage: Eukaryota; Viridiplantae; Streptophyta; Magnoliopsida; Malvales; Malvaceae.
AAUCCCUUUCUCUCGCGCUGAAAUUUUAGGAUGCUAAGAGCAAAACUUCCAUUAUUCGGCCUUCUGGCCCUUGCUUUAUCUCUGUUCCCUGAUGCAUGCAUCGCUAGAGGCAAACACAAGCACUGUGGCUCUUCUUUCUGUGGAAACAUUAACAUCACUUACCCUUUUCGAUUAAAAAGUCAGCCUCGUAGUUGUGAUUACAAUCGUUAUGAACUAGUAUGCGAGAAUAACCGCACCAUUUUCCCCAUGAAAUAUGGGAAUUUCUAUGUCCAACACCUCUCUUAUAGUGACAAAACCAUUCAACUUUUAGACGUGAGUCUCGGCAACGACAACUGCUCCAUUCCUCAUAGUUCCUAUCCUUGGUACACCCCUUUCGCGAAAGAACUACAUCUCUAUCGAGCCACCACUGAAUAUAGCGUCAUGUAUCUCAUAAAUUGCACGACGCAGAUCAACAACUCUUCCGUUUAUAUCGAUGCUUUUCGUUGCACCAAUACCCCUUCCUCCUCUCAACCUCCGUACUUUUACUUUUUGGAUGAAAAUACAGCACCGUCUGAAUUCCAUGAGUCAUGCACUGUUGAAGCCCGGGUUCCAAUCAUGGUUGCCAGUAUCACCGGCCUCUCUACUUUUGAUAUUUACACAAAGCUGUUAACGGGAUUCCAACUCUCAUGGUCGACUUCCUAUGAUGAUUAUGUUUGGCUGCGGUGGGACUCAAUUGUUAACGUAUUGCUAUCCUUGCUCCAACUGUUGUUGCUUCCGCUGGCGAUAUAUAUUCAAAGCAACCUGGCUUUUUUCCUACCAGAUUAUUUCCUUGCACCUUAUAAAGGAGGAAUCCAGAUUCUUUGUCUUGCAAUAACAGGAAUUCUAUUACUAAGAACUUUUUUGGGAAUAUCAUGCUUGAUUGCAUUGGUUAUACGCAAAUUAAGAAAGAGGCAUUUGUCGAUGGAUGACGAGAUUGAGAAUUCUCUUCAGAGUCAUAACAAUUUAAUGCCUAUAAGAUAUUCUUAUUUUGAAAUAAAAAGAAUGACGGAUGGCUUCAAGAAUAAAUUAGGUCAAGGAGGAUAUGGCUCUGUGUUUAAAGGAAAACUUCGAAGUGGUCAACUUGUUGCAAUAAAAUUGUUAAACAAAUCAAAAGCUAACGGCCAAGAUUUCAUCAAUGAAGUUGCAACUAUUGGAAGGAUUCAUCAUGUUAAUGUGGUAAAACUUAUUGGAUUUUGUGUGAAGGGAUCAAAACAAGCUCUUGUAUAUGAUUUCAUGCAGAAUGGGUCCUUAGAUAAAAUAAUAUUUUCAACUGAAAGUAACACUUUGAGUUGGCAAAAAAUGUUUGAGAUUGCAUUGGGAGUGGCUCGAGGUAUUGAAUAUUUACAUAGAGGUUGUGAAAUGCAAAUUUUACAUUUUGAUAUCAAGCCACAUAACAUUCUUCUAGAUGAGAACUUUACUCCAAAAGUUUCAGAUUUUGGCCUCGCAAAGUUGUAUUCAGUGGAUGAUGAUAUUGUUUCUCUCACAGCAGCACGAGGUACGCUAGGAUAUAUGGCUCCUGAAUUAUUUUAUAAAAAUAUUGGAGGCAUCUCAUAUAAAGCUGAUGUUUAUAGUUUUGGAAUGAUGUUAAUGGAAAUUGUUGGAAGGAGAAAAAAUUUGAAUGCCUCUGCUGAAUAUUCAAGUCAAAUUUAUUUUCCAUCAUGGAUUUAUGAUCGGUUUGAAGAAGGAGACAUCAUUGAGCUUGGAGAUGUGACGGAAAAUGAAAACAAAAUUAUGAGGAAAAUGGUAAUAGUAGCCUUUUGGUGCACACAGAUGAGGCCCACAGAUCGUCCUUCAAUGAGCAAAGCCUUGGAGAUGCUUGAAAGUGAAGUUGAGCUCCUUGAAAUGCCUCCCAAGCCUUCUUUCUCUGGAAAUGUCAACUAAAGAUAGUAAGAAUUCAAUAAACAUAAUAAAUCACAUCAUUUAUUACAAAAAUA